Molecule: messenger RNA, 7487 nt
Organism: Castor canadensis (American beaver)
Lineage: Eukaryota; Metazoa; Chordata; Mammalia; Rodentia; Castoridae
Gene: Foxk1
Product: forkhead box K1
Biological process (GO): regulation of transcription by RNA polymerase II
Molecular function (GO): protein binding; DNA-binding transcription factor activity, RNA polymerase II-specific; RNA polymerase II cis-regulatory region sequence-specific DNA binding
Source: RefSeq, a predicted model, not a curated record
CCGCCGGAGCCGCUCGGAGCUGCGCGAACAUGGCCGAAGUCGGCGAGGACAGCGGCGCCCGCGCCCUGUUGGCGCUGCGCUCGGCGCCCUGCAGCCCCGUGCUGUGCGCCGCGGCCGCCGCCGCCGCCUUCCCAGCCGCCGCGCCACCACCAACCGCGCCGCUGCCGCCCGGGCCCAACGCGUCCCCGCCACCGCCGCCGCCGCCCGCCCAGCCCCCGCCCGGGCCGCCACCGCCCGUGCUGCCGCCGCUGCCCCCCGGCGCCGCCGCGGUCCCCGCCGGUCCUGUCCCCGGCCCCGGCUCGGGCUCAGGCGCGGCACCGGCGCUGGUGGCCGCGGCGGCCGCCUCCGUGCGACAGAGCCCCGGGCCGGCGCUGGCGCGUCUCGAGGGCCGCGAGUUCGAGUUCCUCAUGCGGCAGCCCAGCGUCACCAUCGGCCGCAACUCGUCGCAGGGCUCGGUGGACCUGAGCAUGGGGCUGUCCAGCUUCAUCUCGCGGCGCCACCUGCAGCUCAGCUUCCAGGAGCCGCACUUCUACCUGCGCUGCCUCGGCAAGAACGGCGUCUUCGUGGACGGGGCCUUCCAGCGCCGCGGCGCGCCCGCUCUGCAGCUGCCCCCGCAGUGCACCUUUCGCUUUCCCAGCACGGCCAUCAAGAUCCAGUUCACGUCCCUGUACCACAAAGAAGAGGCCCCGGCGUCCCCCCUGCGGCCACUGUAUCCCCAAAUCUCCCCGCUGACCAUCCACAUCCCGGAGCCGGACCUCCGCAGCCUCGUCAGCCCCAUUCCGUCCCCGACCGGCACCAUCAGUGUCCCCAACUCCUGCCCGGCCAGCCCCCGCGGAGCCGGGUCCUCCAGCUACCGCUUCGUCCAGAACGUGACCUCAGACCUGCAGCUGGCCGCUGAGUUCGCGGCGAAGGCCGCCUCGGAGCAGCAGGCUGACACGUCUGGCGGGGACAGCCCCAAGGACGAGUCGAAGCCCCCGUACUCGUACGCGCAGCUCAUCGUGCAGGCCAUCUCCUCGGCCCAGGACCGGCAGCUGACGCUGAGCGGUAUUUACGCCCACAUCACCAAGCAUUACCCGUACUACAGGACCGCCGACAAGGGCUGGCAGAACUCCAUCCGACACAACCUGUCUCUGAACCGCUACUUCAUCAAAGUCCCUCGCUCCCAGGAGGAGCCGGGGAAGGGGUCUUUCUGGCGCAUCGACCCCGCCUCAGAAGCCAAGCUUGUGGAGCAGGCGUUCCGCAAACGGCGGCAGAGGGGCGUCUCCUGCUUCCGCACCCCCUUCGGGCCCCUGUCCUCACGGAGCGCUCCGGCUUCACCCACUCACCCGGGGCUGAUGUCCCCUCGUUCCAGCGGCCUGCACACUCCAGAGUGCCUGUCUCGGGAGGGCUCCCCCAUUCCUCACGACCCUGACCUGGGGUCAAAGUUAGCCUCCGUUCCUGAGUACCGGUACUCCCAGAGUGCCCCCGGCUCCCCCGUCAGCGCCCAGCCAGUGAUCAUGGCUGUGCCUCCCCGGCAGCCCAGCUUAGUGGCCAAGCCUGUGGCCUACAUGCCCGCCUCCAUAGUGACCUCCCAGCAGCCCUCAGGCCACGCCAUCCACGUGGUGCAGCAAGCCCCGACCGUCACCAUGGUCCGGGUGGUCACCACCUCUGCCAGCUCAGCCAAUGGCUACAUCCUCGCCAGCCAGGGCCCGGCGGGUGGCUCCCACGAUGGAACAGGCACGGCUGUGCUGGACCUGGGCAGCGAAGCAAGAGGUUUGGAAGAGAAACCAACCAUUGCGUUUGCCACGAUCCCUGCAGCCAGCCGGGUCAUCCAGACAGUGGCCAGCCAGAUGGCCCCGGGGGUCCCUGGACACACUGUCACCAUCCUGCAGCCGGCCACCCCAGUGACCAUCGGGCAGCAUCACCUCCCAGUCCGGGCUGUCACGCAGAAUGGGAAGCACACUGUGCCCACGAACAGCUUAGCCGGCAACGCUUAUGCCCUUACCAGCCCCCUGCAGCUCCUGGCAGCCCAGGCAAGUUCGUCCACACCGGUGGUGGUCACUCGGGUGUGCGAGGUGGGGCCUGAGGAGCCAGCAGCGGCCAUCACAGCAGCCCCAGCCACCUCCACCACCACGCCGGCCUCUUCCAGCGGGGAGCCUGAGGUCAAGAGGUCCCGGGUAGAGGAGCCCAGUGGGACGGCCACCACGCAGGCUGCAGUGACGGCAGCCACCGGCCCCCAAGGCCCGGGCACCGGGGAGUGAAGCCGCCUGCACGAGGGUGGAGUGGGACUCGCGCCACAGGAGCCCGAGCGGCCGGCAGUGCAGGUGGCCGCCCUCAUGGACCCGGCGAGCACUCGCAGCCACCUGCAGCCCGUGACCGGUGGCUCUGCCCUCCGCACCCAGACGAUUUCCAUUUGCCUCCUGUCCUCCCGCGGUUCGAAACAAACACAUAAACACGUUCAGACGGCUGAUUGUACGUCCUGGGGUUCUGUGUGGUUCUUUCCCUCCCUGGCACUACCGUCUCCCCCGGCCCUCGGUCACGGCGUCGGGAGUCUAGCCCAGCGCCUGUCACGGGGACCUUCCACGGCCGCCACCCACGAGCACCAGGAUGAGGACAGCUCCCCCGAAGGCUCAGCAUGGUCACACCAAAGCCACCUUCCACAGGACGGGACUGGCACGGGUUCCUGUUUGCAGUCAUCGGAAACAGAAAACCAGGAGCCGCCAGCCACGCGGCUUGACGGUGUCCUCCCCAGAAAGGACGCAGACGUCACUGCAGUCACUGAGGCGGGGGACUGUCCGCGCUGGCUUCGGAGCACACGCGCUUCCUGUUACUGCUGACCUGAGGCGGCCUCGGCACAGACCCGAGGCCCACGCGGAAGGCCGCGCGUCUUUGGGGUCCUGGUCUCUGGACUGGAGCAGCCUCGGGGGGCCCGGCCACUCUGCCUGCUAACUUCAAGAAGGACCCGUGGCUCCCACGCAAAAAGAUGAGCCGGGGCUGCUGCGGAGCGUCUGUGCCCAGCACUGGCCCAAGCAGACCCCAGGGGCCAGGCGGAAGCCAGAGUGUCCCUGCUGGCCCCGUCACAACACUGCCAUUCUGGUGGCGCGCAGUUCACUCACCACCUUUCCCGCUGUGCUCCCAUUUCCUCUGCACCCCAAAACCUGCCCAGUGUUUGAGAUUGGAACCGAAGCCCGGGCCCCGGGUCCGUGAGUGGAAGUCCCUGGCCAGCGGGCAGCGGGCUCGGCGGCUCCCAGGGGAGUCCCUCCUGUGGCGGGGGCACUGUGAGUCGCACGGAGCCCCAGCCAGCGUGGGGUGACGGUGGAGCCCCCUGGAGGCAACUUUCGGAAGCACACGGUCACAGGUGGACCACGAGAAACAGCAGCCUGGACACAGCCCUGGGACAGACCGCGGUCCUCUGCAUCACCGUCUCCACGGCACAGCAGCGUCCUCUGUGGGACCCGAGUCGCCUCAGGUGGGGGACACCUGUCAGUGACCUAGAAGCAGGGCGGGUCACCAGCUGUGGUCAAGCUCCUGGGCAGGAGGGCAGUGGGCAGGUGGGAUGAGCCUCUCGCCCACGGCCACUGUCAAAGUCACCAGCCCCACUUAGGACAAGGGCGGAGCAUCUGCCAGCGUCCUCCUGCCCAGCUGUGUGGAAGCCCUGAGUGGCGCUUCUGUGGCACUUCCCUUGAAGGGAAAGGAGCUGACGUGCGGGCUCUCUCUCUCUGUCUCUCUUCUCUCUCUGUUGGUCUCUGUCUGUCGCCUUGGCAAGGCUUCAGCAGGCAGGGUCUGGGGCGGCCCCAUGUGGGGUGACAAACAGCUGCACUCAGCCCCCGGUCUCGGGCCUGUGUGCCUGACGUGUGCCUGACGUGUGCAUGACGUGUGCGUGACGUGUGCGUGAGUCGGGGGGCGGGCACUGACAGGUGGGUCUGAGCCGCCACAGGCAAAGCCGGAGCCCCACGUGAGGACCAGUGACAGGGACAUCAGGGUUGCUCGUUGCUCCUUCCCUCCUAGUCAUUAUUUCCAGGCUGCACGUGGUCACCUCCAAGGCAGGCAGACUCUACAGGCUGUCAUGAUGGCCGCAGGAAGCCCUGUGUGGCCCCACCCAGAGCUGGGACCCCACGCGCUGUGUCCAUGCAGGUCUCUGCUGGUAGUCUUGCCAUGGCCCAUCGGCCAUCCUGGCUUGUGGCAUUCAGGCCUCUGUCCUGUCAGGGACGUGCUCACUGCUGCCAGCCCAGGGGAAGGAGAGGAGGGGACAGGGCAGGGAGGACAGGCUGCUGCUCUGGGUUUGGGGACAGGAGGGUUGUGAGGGGUGUUUGCUCAUCCACGCAUGGCCUUUGUCAGAAACUGUCUGGAACCAGUAGCCAGAGACCCAUGGGACGGACAUACAGUGUACUUGGGGCCACCAAGUCAAGACCACCAGCCGAGCUGGUCCAUGGAGCAGAGCUGUGGCCAGGCAGGGUGGCCUGGGACCGCCAGUGCAGACCAGGGCCUGAGUGACCUUUUAGGCUGUUGGUGGGCUGACCCUGGCUCUGGAGUGUCAGCAGUUCCAGCACAGACGUGGAGCCUGGGGAACCUGCCCCUCAAGGCCCCUGGGGGGCUCGGGGCGCUGGCAUGGCCCGAGGUCCAGCUGAUGGACCCACCUCGCCCACCAGGCACCUGUUACCCACCUGCCUUGCGUCACACCCGCGGGCCCCAGACUUAGAGCUGCAUCCCAGCGUAGGUCACAUAGGACAGCGAUGGCACAGGGUGGCAGGCCAGUGAUGCUCCCGGGAACUCGCGCGCCCUCCCCUGCCUCCUCGCUGUCUCCCCUUCCACCCGGGAGCACGGAGCCACGGGCACAGUGUGCAUCGUGACUGGGUGGUCACCUGCUCCCGCAGCUCCUCUGCCCUCACCAGGCCUGGAGGGGACUGUGUGGGGUCACAGUGUCUAUCAGCAGACACAGGAAGGGCCUCCCAGAAUGUUCAGGGGGCUGAGACUCACCCGGGCGGGGUGGGGGUCCCUCUUUGUAGACAGACUGAAGCGGGGUGGGGGGGUGUCCUUCUGUCCUCCUAGAUAGACAGAGCAGAUCUUACUUAGAAACAUGCCUUCACUGAAUUUGAGAAAAAUUUGGACAAGUUUCCCCUUAGCACACAGAGCGUGGAAUCCGACCUAGCUGACGGGGAGCGGCACUGCUUUUCCUCUGCCUCAAGUUCCACUCUGCACCCAGGUGACUUCCCCUGGCCUGAGGGAUGUGGCCAGUUUUGGGGUACACUACUCUAGAAUAACUAAAAAGUGCCCCAUCUGGAGCAGGAGUGACCAAGUGGGCUGCAGUUGGUCACUGAGUGCCAACAGCCAGUGCUGGCCACUGCCCUGGUUUUGGCUUAGGGUGACAGGGCAGGCAUUUGUCCCCAGCUGCUGUGUGGGCUGUCCUUAGAAUCCCGUCACUCUAUGGCCCGGCCUGGCUCCGGGCCACUUUGCCUUGGAGGUGAGCGCGGAUGGUAAGGAGGACCUCCUGCCCUCGCGUCCCUGCCCCUCACAGUCCCGUUCUGGGCUGUCUCUCGUUAGGGUUUUAAACGUCAGCACACAGGCUUGUCAUCCGUUCUUUCCGGUUUGUGGGUCCAGAGCAGGACUCCGUGCCCUGUGUUUUCUUUCUGUACCAAACGCUGCUUGGCUGGUGGCCAGAAGGAGGGUGUGGCCCGGCUCACAGGUGGCAGCGCCCCUCCCCGGCCUUGGCCUUGGCCUUGAAUGUAGUACUGGGAGUGGCAGAAGGGUCCCCUGUUUGGAGCUGCUGCUUCCUUUUCUUACCCUGCCUGUCACCAACCUUAGGGCACCGCUGGUUGGCAGACUGGGAUUUUGUGACGGGCCUGUGGCGUUUUCAAUGAACUGAAAUUAAAAAUUAAAAACAGGCCUAUUUCACUGACUUGGUUUGGGAAACUAGUUUUAGAGUCAUGUUAAAAACCAGAAGUCACCCGUGUGGUCUGGUUGUGUCGCCUGCAGCUGCGGGCGGUCUGCUCUCCAGGGCUGGUCUGGGCCCCUGUGGCAGCUCUGUCACUGGAGGGACCCUUCAGAACCAGGUCCAGGGUCCAGGGUGCAGCAGCCUCUGGGCUGCAGGGGGACCCCGUCUUUCUGCUAGCUCUGGGGCUCCCGAUGGCCCGGCCGGGGCUGCACAGGGGCAGAGGUGCCUCGUUAGUACCUUCCGUCCAGGGACAGCCCAUUCCCUGCACUGCCUGUUGGGAACAGAAAGCCCAGGAGACACCAGUGUCUUCCUGCGAUGGCCACCCUAGGGCACCCAGGGCCUCGCCAGCCGCCACUCAGAGCUGUGUGAGCCCUGCUUUUGCUCUUGCUUGGGGUCCUGUUGGGAACAGUUUGCUUGUUGGAUGUGUCCCUUAGGUCUGGGGAGCAGAUGGGCAGCACUGCCCUCCCCCCACCCCGGGGUUUCUUCCCCUCCACAGAAAGCACUUGUCACCAGCAGAGCCACAUCCAGCACUGUCCCCUGGACCCCACUGGAUUGGCUGGGCUGGCACAAGCCCCACGCCUGGGCAUCAUUGUCCCCUGCUAACUGUGCCCUGGGUAGCUGGUCCAGAUUUUUUUUUAAAUCAGUAAAAAUGGGGCUUAAAAGUGGCCCUUCGCUCCCUCCUUCCCUCCUUCCUCUCCAGGGAUGCAGUUUGGGUUCCUAGAACACCCUCACCUAGGUGGCUCGAUUCCUGAUUCAGGACAGGGAGACGUCACUCAGGUGACACCAGGACCGAGGUGGUUCCUUACCCGGCCAUAGUUCUGUAAAAAUCACUUGGGGGGCGGGCGUUCGGGGAGUGUGUGCGAGUGUGGUUUUUAUUUUCACAGUGGCUUUCUAAAGUAUUUUUAUUACAUGUUGAAUAAUCUGUGCUUUAAAAAGCAGUGGUACCCAUAGGAUCCAGUUCCAAAGGUGACGACAGUCGCCUCGAGGGGGGCACUGGGACUCCGUCAGACCCGGCUCCAAUUCAAGUGGGAUACAGUAUUUUUUUUUUUACUACGGACCCAUACUGUUUUUUUAAGAAGUUUGGAGAUCUGAAUGUGAUUUCUGAUUGUAUCAGACGUUAAUGCUUUAAAGCUAUAACGAAGUUUAAAAUUUCUACUUUUUUUUCAUUUAACUGUUCUUUUAUCUAUUAAAUUGUCAGAUGUGGAUGGGAAGUUCUGUUUCUCCUCUUAGAAUUUGUUUCUAUAACCAGAAAUAAAAUUAUAUAUUAAAGACACCAAGACUGCGUGGUCCCUGUGAGGGGGUGGCUGUGGAGGAGGAAGGGAAGGGACAGACAGACAGAUGGUGGGGACACAGCCCGCUCUGCUCCCAGGAGUGGGUGCUGCUGGGAGCUGCACUGUCCAUUUGACCUUGGCCGUUCCGUCCAGCGGAAGCAGAGUACAAGGACAAAGGAGACCCCCUCGAGUGCCUGUCCUUUGAGUCCUCUGAGCACGUUGCUGUCCCAGGGAGGUGACAAUGCUCGGGGGCCCUGCAGACGUGGCGAGGGAGGGGCCAGCCAAGCCUCCCCCUCCUCUGCCUC